AUGGCCGAAAGCGAGAAGAACAAGCUCGAGCUCGUGCAGACCAAUGCCACGGAUCAAACAUCGUCAGGCGAGAAGCUCACCCAGCAGGAGACCCUUCAGGAAGUCGAUCUCGAGAACCACCAGGCUUUCAAAGGCGAUGACUCUGACGGAAAGGUCCAUUGGACCAUCAGGAAACUCCUAGCUGCCACUUUCCUGGCUAUGCUGUACACAGGCUCUCAGAUCCCUCUCUACUUCGCCGGAGCAACACUAAGCUUCAUCGCUAAAGACAUCGGUCAAGAUUUGUUCGGGAAGAGGUAUAUUGCGUUGUUUGGUGCAUUGCUGCUGUGUACCGGCUGUGCCGUGCUUGGUAGUGCGCAUAGUCUUGCUCAGGUGCUUGCGGGUAUGGCCAUGGCUGGUGCCGGUGCAGGUAUUGGCGAGCUGACCGGGCUUGCUGGCCUCGCCGAGACGGUGCCCGUUAAGCAGAGAGGCUAUUCUCUAGCCAUCCUAACAGCCUUUGUGCUACCAUGGUGCCCAUACGUCUUAUAUGCAGAGCUGUUCUCGACACAUUCCACCUGGCGAUGGGGUGCGUGGAUUUCGCUCAUCUUCAACGGCGUUACUGGCAUCGGUCUGCUCUUGACAUACUUUCCUCAGGCUCAUGUCCGCGCUGAAGGCUUAUCUUGGCAGGCGGUAGUCAAACGCAUCGACUUCGUGGGUGGUGGGCUCUCUAUCGCCGGGCUUCUGCUUUUCUUGAUUGCACUACAAGCAGGAGGCUACUCGCAUCCCUGGACCUCCGCUUAUGUCUUGUGCACUCUACUUAUUGGACUCGCGUUAAUCUGCGUCUGGGUCUUAUGGGAGGCCAAGUUCGCCCGAUACCCUAUGAUUCCACCGCAAUUGUUCAUGGGCCAGAGAGUCGUGUCAUUGGGCUACGCCGUUGCCUUCGUGGCUGGCAUGAACUUCUUCUCGCUGCUUAACUUCUGGCCAUUGACGAUAGCCAGUGUGUAUGAUCCAAUCCCGGUCAAGAUCGGCUUGCGAGGUAUCUCAGUCGGGCUAGCCACGGCAAGUACAUUGUCCACCUGA
Recurvomyces mirabilis is the source of this 1056-nucleotide messenger RNA. RefSeq lists its product as uncharacterized. Gene Ontology annotation, molecular function: transmembrane transporter activity. Gene Ontology annotation, biological process: transmembrane transport. Gene Ontology annotation, cellular component: plasma membrane. The record is from RefSeq and is a predicted model, not a curated record. Lineage: Eukaryota; Fungi; Ascomycota; Dothideomycetes; Mycosphaerellales; Teratosphaeriaceae. The transcript has 8 exons. The coding region runs from base 1 to 1056 and encodes 351 amino acids.